AUGUCCAGCUCAUCACUCGGGAUCGACAAGCUGGGGUUUGGCAUGGGCCGGUCGUCCUCAGACAUGAGCCGCGAAGAUCUCUCAGGCAUGUCCGGCUUUUCCUCUGGCAUAAUUACUCCCUCGCAAUCCGUCUCUGGCUACACUACUCCUCAGGGACGUCGAAACGGCCGUGCUCAACCUCCCAGUGCGCGCGCCGAGCGCUACGUUGACGCUAUGGCCGAGGUCAAGGCCAUUCUCAACCCCCACAACCUCGCUCUCACUGAGGAAGAGGUUGAUUACGCCGUGGACCUCGACUGGGACGCUAUAGGAGACGUGUCUCUGGAAGCUGUGGCUCAGGAUGAGCAGGAGGACUUUGUGGUGUCUGAGAAACCUGAUUCAGAGGCGAUUGGACGCAAAAAGCGCGGCCUAGAGCAGCUGAGAGCGCAGCUGGAGGAGUCUGACGUGGCCCUCAAACAGCUAGAGGACUACCUGGCCUGGUUCCAGAAAGACCUGGGCUCACUGAGCGCAGACAUGGAGCUGUUGCAGGGCAAGUCACUGGCCAUCUCCGAGCGGCUCAAUAAGCGAAUGGACGUUGAGAAGAUUCUGGCGCCCAAAAUCGACUCUAUGAUCGUCCCGGGUCACAUUUCACAGACCAUUUUCGAGGGCGAUCUGGACACUGAUUGGAUCAAGUGCGUGCACGAGUUUGAUGCCCUUCAGACCGAGGAGGAGAGAAAAAUUAAAGUGGAGGAGAAGAAGAAGGAGGGAGAAAAGGCUGAUAAAGAGGAGGUCAAGAAUGAAGAGAAAGUUGGCAACAAGGAAGAAAAUGCCGAAGAUAAAGACAAGGAUGCAGAGGAUACGGCUAACGACAAAACUGACAACUCCGCUCCUGUUGCACUCCAGGAAUCUGCAUUCGACAAAAACGAUGCACCUGCAAAGCCCCAGAUCAAGAUUGAAAUCUCAGGCCCGGCAGGACAUGCUGCUGUUGUUGCAUCUCCAGUGGUCAAGCUGGACCCCAUCUCUAAGGCGUCACAGUUCCAGAGCCGGCUUCUCAAGGAUAAGAUCAUCGAGCGAUCACGGGACUACUUUGUUCUCAAGAUCAAGCAGAUUCGUCUCCCAGGCGUCAAUGUCCAGCAGAUCCAACGCGAGAUGAGACAGAACAAAGACAUGUAUAUUUAUUUGGAGCGCCACUAUCCCGAGCUGGCGGUGGGGCUCAAAAAGGCCUACGUCAACACCAUCAAGUGGUACUACCUGUCCAACUUCACUCGGUACAUUUCUUGUCUUGAAAAGCUGAAUAUCAAGACGGUUGACAAAAGCAUUCUUCUAGGCACUGAUGAUGGCCGCGGGGCGUCCAGUGGUGGAAUUCUGGGCGGAAUUUACGGCUCUUCGGCUGCUACACCUCGAGACCCUUCAAUUGCCACUUCCCAGGAGCUUAUGAACACCACAGCCAAGCGGAUUCGACAGCUCGAAGAGGAAGAGUCGACAGUCAUGCCUGCCAAAAUUGCCGAAAACAACCCUCUGCAUCACUGGCUUGAAACCGGCUUCCGAUCGUUGAUGCAGGCGCUAUUGGAUAACUGCAACGUCGAGUAUGAAUUUCUCAAUGACCUAUUUGGAACCAGACAUGCCGUGGCGCAUUCUCCGCAGGCUUCUCCUGCCAAGCAGACUGUUUCCAGAAUCGACAAGUUGUUUCAGAAGAUCUUUCUGCCCACUUUUGAGGCCAUCUCAAACUACACCAACGAGCUGACGAGUACCACAUAUGACGCUUUUGGUAUGCUCAUUUGCAUUCGUAUCUGCCAAAAGAUGGCAGGACAGAGCCACGGGGUACCCAUGCUAAGAGCUGUGUACAAGCGACUGGCCAUGCUGCUGUGGCCUCGUCUACAGAUCAUUUUGGAUGCCAACUGCGAGUCGCUCCGUCGAGCAGCCUCCAAACCCUCGUCGUUUGUGUCUGCUAACAACUCCGCCAACCCCAACAUGGCUGCCUUUGCCCCUAUCCAGGUAACUCAGGAAUGGGCCAACUUCGAGGCCGCCAUCCUGACACUCAGUAAACGCCCCAAGGCUGUACGAGAGCCUGUAGCUCAGUGUCUGGGACGUCUUCAGAAUGAGUUUGAAUCUUUUCUCACCAAGGUCAGUGGUUGUUUGGGCUCUUCCAAAACCAAGGGCAUCCAGGAACGUCGGGAAACGUUUUUGUACAACAAUUACUUCCUGGUGUCCACCAUUAUCGGAGAUAUUGAAGGAGAUUUGGCUCAGGAACAAAAAACCCAUCUUCAACAGCUCCUGGAUGCUUAUAAGCAGACUUGA
Messenger RNA from Yarrowia lipolytica CLIB122, 2274 nucleotides. RefSeq lists its product as uncharacterized. Gene Ontology annotation, molecular function: syntaxin binding. The record is from RefSeq and is a predicted model, not a curated record. Gene Ontology annotation, biological process: endocytic recycling; Golgi to vacuole transport; retrograde transport, endosome to Golgi. Gene Ontology annotation, cellular component: GARP complex. Lineage: Eukaryota; Fungi; Ascomycota; Dipodascomycetes; Dipodascales.